This is a messenger RNA of Lingula anatina, 5009 nucleotides long. RefSeq lists its product as uncharacterized. NCBI's taxonomy places the organism in Eukaryota, Metazoa, Brachiopoda, Lingulata, Lingulida, Lingulidae. The record is from RefSeq and is a predicted model, not a curated record. Gene Ontology annotation, biological process: G protein-coupled receptor signaling pathway. Gene Ontology annotation, cellular component: plasma membrane. Gene Ontology annotation, molecular function: G protein-coupled receptor activity.
CAGCAGUUUUUUGAGGAAGAGAUUUGGUCUUCUGGUUCGAGACAAGUGAACCUCAUUUUGAAGAAAAUCACCACGAACGUCAAUGACCCGGGUUGGUUCCUGUUAACAGACCACUUAUAGGUGGAUUUAUCGAAACCGUGGGACAUUUUUAUAUUCAUUGGAGAAAGAAAAGAACAAUUAUUUGUAUAAGGGAAGGACAUUUUUCCGGAAGGAAAUACACAUAACACGCAAUCGCAUACGAAAUGUUAUCGAAUGAUUCAAAAGGAUAGGACUAAGAACCUAUAGCUAAUAGUGCUAUCCAAAAGAAGAUAACCUUCAAAAGGACUUACAGAAAGCCAAAAAAUAUAUAUUGAUUAGGUGACUAAUGUUAGCAGCGUCAAACCAAAGUUCAUUCCUUUGCAGACAACGGCGUUACGAAAUCGAUUUAAUUCCAAUUUGCCAAAUUUCAUUGAACUAUUAACUUGACAGACCACACAUGAGAAUUUAAAGAACAAAUCCUCGUCUUGACAUUUAUUGAGAGAAAAGGCCAGGUUCGAAAGGAAAAUUGCCUCCCCCAAUGCACCAGAUUUAAGAGUUCUAUAACCAUAACAGCAGCGCAUCUAGCACAUUCUGUUUUGGCAGUCUACACGCGUCACGAAGCUGAAAAAAAUCACCUCAGCAAAGCCCCUCAACAGUUUUCUCAAUCUGCGCUGUAUUGCCAAUGUGUUUUGUUCAGUCUUGCGGCUAACUCACACCACCAUAGCGAAUGGACAGCAGCCACGUUGAUUUUUUAUAGAAAUCACACAAUCGACCGUGUUAUUGAUAAGUCCUUUAUAUUAACUGCACGAUUGAGAGGUAACUUAAAUGUAUAUGCAUCGAUGAAAACGUCUGGACUCUAAUUCAUUGCCACUGUCUCGUAUCUGCACUGUACGUCGCGCAGUGAAGAACAGAUUGCGUUUUUAAAUGAUUGCGUGGUCGUCAGCGUUCCGAGCUGCUUGCGGGGGCUUAGACCCCAAUUACGCAACUCAUAUUACUUGGAGCUGCCUAAUACCAGUGCUUCAUUUGGAUUGAUCUAUCUCUUUCAUUCUGUAAUUUUCGAGAUCAGCUGAACACUUACAUUGACGUGUUUGGGUUGUUCAACACAGCGGGCGGCCAGGUUGGUACCGUAGAUGAACCAUUAUACUGGUGCUAUUUCCAAGAGGAAGUGACAAGUUUUCACAACAAGGUUAAGACAAAUCAACGGAGGUUUUAAAAUAACGACACGACAGAACAAAACGUGUCUGGAUAUGAUAUUAAAUUACUGAGAGGAAAUCACGACUAUCACGUGACAUCGUGGGAACAAAUAUUCUCGAAAACAAGAAGUCGGGCUAUGGUACAUUUGAUCUGUAAUAUACUAAGUGAAACGCUUAAGAUACCCCUAAGUGUACAUUGCUUAUAGAUAGUGAUUUCCAAGGAAGAAGACUAAAUAUUUUAUUCAUGACUCUGUCAAAACAACUUAUUUUCUGAUUUUUUCCCUGGACAACGAAUGAUCUCAUCAUUUUUACAGGAGGCAAAGAAGACUAAUGUAAUCGUCCCUUCAUGUGGACAGAGUUCCCUUCAAAUACAUGAAUAAUUCACUGAAGGUCAUCUUAAAAGAAACAUACAUAGUGUCAAAGACCGUUGGAGGAAAGGAAGUACAGCAAAUUUACAAAAUACAAUUACACAUAUAUAUAUCGCCGGCUAUGAAAGAAAACAACAUUGGACUGUACUUAUAAAGACACCAUCAGCGUGACAGGAAAGAGUCCAUUAUAGAGGCAUUUGGUUAUUCUUUGAAGACAAAUCAAAUGGUAUAAAAGCGCUAAAGGAAGAAUAAUCAACCGAUCUUUCACCCACGGUAGAAAAUAAUAAAAUACGCUGCAAACAAGAGAAAGGAAGAAAAAAGCCCAACAGGAGAUUGGCCAAUCAUAGGGCAGAUUCCAAAGUGUUUAGAUACAAUACAGGUCUUAACAGAAACACCGUUUUGACUGCAUAUACAUGUACAUAAGGAACACAGUUGAUCGGUGCAUUUUCACCUGAUGAUACACUCCGGGAUGAUAGCGAACAUGGUGACGGCUGCUAUCCAGGUAAAGUCCUUAUUCUAUUGUUGAAGCUGCUGCCACGGUUUGAGAAUCAGUCUCAGCGACACGUGGUACCUGGAAAUACUGAGAGUAUUGGGCAGCAGACGCAAAUAUCAUUAUCUCGAAAGUACACAUUUCAAGAUUCUUACGGAUAUAUAUUUUGACACACCAGACAGUACGAGAUUGGACAGCGUGGUUGCAAAUGCGAACAGUGCUUUUAUCUUAAGUUGAAAAUGUUUCCUUAUAUUCGAACAUCAACGGAAGAAAAAUAGCAACGCUCGCUCUCGGUCAUUUGAUAGAAGAAAACAAAAUAUUCGCUAAUCAGGAACGGAAAUUUGCUCGCGGAUGAAUUCAGGCGCUGCAUUAUCGCGGAUUUAGCCAACAAAGCCUGUAAUAAAAGCAUAGAGCAGUAGACGGGAUUUCUGCCUGAUGUUUCCUGAUUGGUUACGGCUUGAAGGGUUUCAGAGACAUUAGUGCAGGAAGCCGUCCGCUGGCUGUGUUCUAAGACGAACUCCGGGGUAGUUCUCUGGAAGCAAAACAGAGACGUUAAUCUUGAAGAAAGCCACUGGUGGCACUGUUUUCAAGCUUUUGUGGUUCCUUGGAAAAAGACAACCGUGAAGAGAUAUAAUCUUGGAGAAAGCCACUACUGGCACUGUUUUAAAGCCUUUGUGGUUCCUGGGAAAAAGACAACCGUGAAGAGAUAUAAGUGUGACAACUGCGCACUUGGCAAAGUCUACUGAUUAGCGCCAUUAGCAAGUAAACGGAAACUACCGCCAGUGCUGUCGCUUUUUAUACUGACGCAAGAGACCUGUUAUCAUAUGAUACGAUAGCUCAGCAAUCUAUUCCUUGCGACAUUGACAUUUACACGUCUAUUAUAGGGAUAAAAAAGACCAGAUAAUGUGCAGAUAAUCUGAACAAUUUUCAACGAGUGAAAUAACAAAGACUGGUAAAAAAAGAAGGGUGAUUCCGGGCCGCCAGCAGGCAGCGGAGAAUAAAGUGAGUCGGUAUUAGGUGCCUCUGUGCAAGAGCCAAAAAAACCUUCAACUGGUCUAAAAAUACAACAAGUCCAUUUGUAUCAGGAAGCAUCCAUCGCGCCUCUGCACAACAGAAAUCAGAGACCCGCCAACCGUAUUAAUUGGACAAGGUUUUGUAUAUUGACACCUGGUCAUACGUCCAUCCAACUAAGCGACCCAGAACCCGCAGAACCAUAUUAAUUAUAUUAACGCUAUUAGAAAGCCAUUACAGACAGAGAUAGCAUGGCGCAAGUGUAAUACCACACUAUCAAAGGCGAGCUUUUCGACACCUGAGAAUUCAACAUAAGAUACAAUAUGGAUAAUUUCACAUUGAGUGACCAGGAUAUGGAGCAGAUGGACAAUGGGCCAACAGUACCAGAGCUGGCCGUGACGCUGUGUAUGCUGGCCCUCUUCAUGAUCACAGGUACGGCAGGGAACGCUCUAGUCCUCUACGUGUACGGACGCAAGAAGGAGAACACGAGCACGAGGGUGUUUAUCAUCACCCUGGCCGUCAUUGACCUGCUGUCCUGUGCGAUUGUGGUGCCUUUUACUAUCGUCGUUGAGUACACGCGGUACAGACUGCUCGUGGACUUUCUGUGUAAGUUCUACCAAUUUUUAGUCACGUCGACGAUCCCCAUGUCAGCUUUUGUAAUGGCCGCUAUAGCUAUAGACCGGUAUAUUUGUAUCUGUCAUCCAACGAGGAAUAAAAUCACCAUAGGACAAGUCAAGAUUGCUGUGGCUGUUCUUGGAGCGCUUGCUUCAAUCAUGGGCAUAAUGACAGCACUGUGUUACAAAGCUGCAGCAGGGACAGUCUACUUGCAAAAAUGUAAUGAAACGCUAUGUGAAAUUGAGACUUUGGAGUACGAACAGCUCCCAGAAAUCUAUUCUCCUAGUGUGAACGAGACGUUUUUGAAUCCCUCUGACGCUGCACCAAGGGGAACGUGUAUCUCGGAUACGGCAUUGCUUGGGGAAGGCUUUAAACCGAUAUACAGAAAAGUCCAUGCGUCUUUGUAUGCGGUGGUGUUCCUUAUUAUUAGCGUCAUAUACUUCUUGCUUUUCAUAAGCGUGCAGAAGCACAAUUGGCGCAGAUCGAAGCUGUUGGGUAGCCAAAAAGCACGUGCGUCUAUGAUGCCCCGCGCUACCAGCUUGAACGGCAACGAAGCAGACGACAGAGGUGACCAAUCUCCGCACGCUGGUGCCAAUGGACACACGUGCGAAACACGUGGGGUGCAUGACGUCCCCAUCAUGCAUGAGGAACCCACAAUCAAUUUAUUGGCACCACCAAUACCGCUUGAAUCGCCAAAAACCGACACGCCCUCAAAAAAGAGGAAACCUCGCCGAGAAAGAAUAAACAGUGAUGUGAAUGACGUGAAGAGACUCGAGAAGAAAAUAUCUAGAGAGAUGUACCUUAAAGCUAAUAUAAAAAUUGCAAUGAUGCUUUUUGUGGUCACGCUAGUGUUUGUAGUGACUUAUCUCCCCGCAGCUUUAAUGGCGAAUGGUGCUGUUAAAUAUAAAAUCUAUAUAUUCUAUUGUUACUUUAUAAACAAUAUGGCCAAUCCAGUAAUUUAUUCGUUCAUGAAUAAGAAAUUUAGACAAGACUUGAAACAAAUUUUUGCGAGAAGGAGAAAUGCAAGAGGAAAUUGCAAGAACACGCAUCUCACGCACUGCUGAGAGUAACACGAAGAACAAUACCAAACACAUUGGUCAUUAUGAUGUUUCUUUUGUUUACUGCAAUGAAGCUGAGUAUUCUGUUUCGUGUGGAAAUAUAUUCCUUGAAAGUAUACUGUAUUAGGCGGCUGUCAGUUAACGUAUGUGUUCCGUUUUGUUCUUGCAUAUGAUACUAAAUUCAUGUCAGAUUCUGUGACGUUUUGGUAACAUUGACCUAUAUUGGCAUAAUUAUUGUAAGAUGUGGAGCAGAAUA